Messenger RNA from Fragaria vesca subsp. vesca, 1671 nucleotides. RefSeq names its product probable LRR receptor-like serine/threonine-protein kinase At4g08850-like. The transcript has a single exon. NCBI's taxonomy places the organism in Eukaryota, Viridiplantae, Streptophyta, Magnoliopsida, Rosales, Rosaceae. Gene Ontology annotation, biological process: hormone-mediated signaling pathway; protein phosphorylation. Bases 1 to 1671 code for a protein of 556 amino acids. Gene Ontology annotation, cellular component: plasma membrane. The record is from RefSeq and is a predicted model, not a curated record. Gene Ontology annotation, molecular function: protein binding; ATP binding; protein kinase activity.
AUGAGAGCUUCAAGUUUCUAUGAUUGUUUUUGCUCUCUAGUUUGCCUUACCUUGUGCCUUGAGCAGCUUCAGUUGUUUGCAUUUGCUUCUGCUUCUAUUAAUUCCACUUCUGAAGCAGAGGCUCUUCUCAAAUGGAGAGAAAGCCUUAACCAAACACAGAAUAAUCUCACCUCAUCCUGGACCUAUAAUCCCAGUACUAGUAAUGCCACCAACUCUUCCGGAAACCCAGAAGCAAAUGCAAGCCCUUGCGAUGGUGCUUGGAGUGGUAUUUCAUGCAACAAAGCUGGAAGCGUGACCAACAUAAGCCUUUCCGAUUUUGGUUUACAAGGUACACUGCAUGAAUUCUUGUUCUUCUCCUUCCUUAAUCUUGAAUAUCUGGACCUCAGCUUCAAUAAACUCUUCGAUGUCAUCCCACCUCAGAUCAAUUCCCUCACCAAACUUGUGUAUCUUGAUCUAGGCAAUAAUCAGUUUUCCAGGAGAAUCCCACCAGAAAUCGGUCUUCUAAGAAAUCUAACCUUUCUUAAUCUCCAUGGUAAUAAUCUUUUUGAUACUAUUCCAAAAGAGAUAGGAAACCUGAAAUCUCUCAUGGAGCUAGGAUUGAGCUAUAAUCAUUUCACUGGUUCGAUUCCAAUAUCACUAGGUAAUUUGACAAACCUUACUAUUCUAUAUCUCCAACAUAAUAACCUUUCUGGUUUCAUCCCACCAAAUUUUGCAAACUUCAGAAAGAUUACUGUGUUAUACUUGUGGGACAAUCAACUCUCUGGUUCUAUACCUCCUCAGUUAAGAUACCUGAAGUCUCUAGAAGAUGUAAACUUGAGUAAUAAUCAUCUCAAUGGUUCGAUCCCAGCAUCACUGGGUAACCUCACAAACCUUAAAUGGCUGUAUCUCGGUGUAAACAAUCUAUCUGGGGCAAUUCCUACAGAAAUUGGGAAACUGAUAUCUAUGUUGGGCAUAGAUUUUAGCCGGAAUCAACUGAAUGGUUCCAUUCCCACUUCAUUUGGUGACCUGGCAAACCUUACAAAUCUCUACCUUCGUGAUAACCAACUUUCCGGCUCCAUCCCCCAAGAGAUGGAGAAACUUAAAAAGCUGGCUAUACUGCAUUUGGAUACUAACCAAUUUUCUGGCUAUUUGCCCCAAUAUAUUGGCCAAGGUGGAUCACUCACAAACUUUUCAGUUUCCGACAACCAUUUGAUUGGUCCAAUUCCCAAAAGCUUGAAAACUAGCACAAAGUUAUUCAGAGUCCGACUUGAUGGAAACCAAUUGUCAAGCAAUCUAUCAGAAGACUUUGGAGUCUAUCCAAAUCUUCGAUUUCUAGACCUGAGCAACAAUAACCUGUAUGGGGAAAUCUCAAGUAACUGGGGACAGUGCCCACAAUUGACAACCUUACUAAUUGCAGGAAACAACUUAACUGGCAGUAUACCACCUGAGAUUGGAAAUGCAACCCAAAUGCACGAGCUCGAUCUUUCUUCCAAUGGUUUAGUUGGGAGGAUUCCAGAAGAAAUUGGAAGAUUGACUUCUUUGGUGAAGCUGAAGUUGGAUGGAAAUCAACUUUCAGGUAGCAUACCACCAGAAUUUGGAUCAUUGACCAAUCUUGAAUAUCUUGAUCUAUCCAGAAACACAUUGAACGAAUCAAUUCCAAGCAUUCUGGGUGAUCUGCUCAAACUACACUAG